AUGUUGAAGAACGCACAAGACAUGCAGGACAGAAGGGGGAUGGAUCCCUUCUACAAACACAUACACACGAGACCCCCUAGAUCUCAAUCCUCACCUCAAGGAAUUUUUCUAUCCAGUUCUUUCGGGUGCAGCUACUGCUCGGCCCACUGCGCGGGGCUGGGCACCAUCCGGCAGGGCCACGACGUCUUCCUCACGAAGAAUGCUCAGGCCAUGAUGCCCGUGCCAGGCCCCGGGGUCUUCAACCCCAAAGAGCUGGCGGUCAUCAACAUCGGCAAGAAGCUGGGGGCGGUGCCGAACGAGGUUACGUCCGACGACAUCCAAAGCAUGGCACGAGCGUUGACCUCAGAAGAACAGGAGUGCGUUAUCAACGCCAUGGUUCUCAUGGGUUUCCUCAACCGUUUCAUGUUAAUGAUGACCAACGAUUGCUUUUGUUCACGAAUGGAUGAAUCCCCAAGGGGCACGUUCGGCAUGACGCUGGAGCUGGAGCCGCUAGAGACGGGGAACAAACACCUGGCGGAGAGCGGCUGGACGGCUGGGAUAUCGUUCGAUCCGGAGGGAGACGAGGAGCUCAUGGAGGAGGACCGUGCCAUGGCUGAAAGGCGGGAGGAGCGGAAGAAGCAGGCUUGUGGAGGCUUCACCUUCCUGAAAAUGCUGGUUGGCGCGAAGAUGGCCGACAGCGCCAGCCUCAAGGGAACCCCCACCUCGGAGAAGAAUGUCAAGCAGCUCUGCACCGAACGCGCGGGCUUCGCGCCCUACUACCUCGUCGGCGAAGAGAAGAGCAAGAUGGCCAACGCCAGGAACGCUCUCGUGUGGGCCUUCACGCGGCGUCUGUGCCAGGGGUCCGAGGAAGUGCCCGCCGCCACCAAGCAGACGAUGGGCUACAUGCUUGCCACAUCCGCGGACAACACCAUCCUCCGGGCGCACUUCGCCUUCAUGGCGCACCGGAACGGCGUGUCCGUGAGCAACUUGGCCAGCGCUACUGCUGAGGGAGGCGACACCGACGGAGGAGAGGACCUGAAGAAGGCGGCGGCGUUGUCGAUGGCGAGGGCAUGCGGCGGGACGCCGGGGCCGUUGCCGCGGGAGCUGGUGGCCCUGCUGAUGCGGCAGUACACGCCGGCGGGCGUGAUCGAGCUCGUCAACACGCUGUCUCUUGUCAGCAUGCUGCAGCGCUGGACCUCGAUCUACAUGCCCAAGCAGUAA
Ectocarpus sp. CCAP 1310/34 is the source of this 1200-nucleotide messenger RNA. Lineage: Eukaryota; Phaeophyceae; Ectocarpales; Ectocarpaceae. The record is from the annotation of a GenBank genome assembly.